AUGCCCAAGACGGCAGGCAAUGAAUUAGGGACGGGCAUCCCGGACAACAGAAGAGAUAAGAAGCGAGCGACGGACCGUGUCGCUCAACAAGCCCAUCGAAAGCGUCAAAAACUACAACUAGAGGAGUUGCGGGCAGAAGUCGAGUUUCUGAAGACAACACACACCUCAAAACAGGUCCAAAUCCUUUUGCAAGAAAAUGAAGCACUUCGCCGCGAGCUCGAAUCACUUCGCUCCUUCGCCUCCAGUGUAGAGUCGCUUGUUCUGGCCCGCAACAGCUGCGACAACAGCCGAGAAGGCUCAAUUCGAUGGGUUCGAGGCUCUCACUCGUCGCUCAGUCCGACAGAGAGUACGAUCAUUCCAGCACAACCAGAUUCAUGUGCUACUAAUGACGCCCAUCGCGAUGAUAUCCGGAAUGAGCAAGCUAUCGACGAUGAGUUCUGCGUCUCAGUGGGCCUGGUCGGUGAUUCGCCCUGCUCCAACUCGGUCAAUGUUACCACACAGGUGGCUUCGCGUUCCUUUGGAUCUACACAGGAUUUACACAACAUGGGGCUUGCUUCGGCCCCAUGUAUUAAUCCUCACAGCAUGCGAGCCUCAGCCACGGAAGACGUACCUGGCUUCGAACAAUCCACUUGGGAUCUACCCGCAGAUAUCAUGUUCGAAGACUGUUAUUCUCAGCUGCAAAAUUAUCCGGCCGGAAAUCCGAACGGAAGUGUCCCAACUGGCGUCCAAUCUCAGGAAUGUGUUCCUUUCGCCAAAGACAAUGAAUCCCCGGAACUUGCAGUUACGAUGCAGCCUGGUUUCUAUGAAAGUGGUCAGUUCGUGCCCGACACAGCCUUCACAUACUCGUUUGAGAAUAUCCACGAGGAAGUCCGCAUGCCGGGCAGAGCACCAAUCGCAUCUGACGCUGGUGUGUCGCAUUCAAAUUGCAAGCAAGACAAAAGGACUCAAACGAUUCAAUCCUGCUUACUCAACCCUCCAUUACCACAAGAUGCGCCAUUGUACAACAUGUUGAUGUGGGUAAAAGAGGAUCUUUCCAACGCCAGCUCUGUACCUCGAAACGGUGUUUCAGAGCAUUUGUCAAAUCUCCUGGCAACUGGCUUGAAACGGAUCAUGAGGACUUGGCUUCGAUGUCGACGUGAUGCAACAUCCGCCGGCGUCUUCUACAUGAUGCACCUUGCACUUCAGUGGCAGGUGCUGCAAACUGCGGAGGCGCUCCAGAAGCUUCCGGUUUGGUAUCACCCAACGGCGCUGCAGAAAGGUGUCCCACACCCUAUCAUCAUAGAUUUCAUAGCAUGGUAUGUAUUGUUGGCCGCAGCUAGCUGUGACGCUUCGAGCUCACGUAUCACUAUCUAG
This is a messenger RNA of Cladophialophora psammophila CBS 110553, 1353 nucleotides long. RefSeq lists its product as uncharacterized. Gene Ontology annotation, biological process: regulation of DNA-templated transcription. Gene Ontology annotation, molecular function: DNA-binding transcription factor activity. The record is from RefSeq and is a predicted model, not a curated record. Bases 1 to 1353 code for a protein of 450 amino acids. The transcript has 2 exons. Lineage: Eukaryota; Fungi; Ascomycota; Eurotiomycetes; Chaetothyriales; Herpotrichiellaceae.